Messenger RNA from Myxocyprinus asiaticus (Chinese sucker), 13469 nucleotides. Its product is annotated as neurobeachin-like protein 1. Gene Ontology annotation, molecular function: protein kinase binding. Bases 1287 to 9215 code for a protein of 2642 amino acids. The transcript is spliced from 54 exons. The record is from RefSeq and is a predicted model, not a curated record. Lineage: Eukaryota; Metazoa; Chordata; Actinopteri; Cypriniformes; Catostomidae. Gene Ontology annotation, cellular component: cytosol; membrane. Gene Ontology annotation, biological process: intracellular protein localization.
UAAAAACACCGAGCACACACACACACACACACACACACAUACAUAUACACACACAUACAUACACACACACACACACAGACACAGACACACACGGUAUCCGAGCCCGUGCUGUAAUUUUGUAACGAGCGAUUGCAGUCUUGUCUGAUGAUAUUCGUCAUAUGUAUGCGGGCUUUCAGGCUGAUCUGGUUAGGAAAUGAGUCAAAAGCUCGCUUUUGACAUGGUUUAAAUGUCAGUGGUGCUUCCAGUUCAUGCAACAUUCCCGGAUCAUUAACCAGAACAGCAGCUUCAGGUCUGGACAGAGUUUCGACGGACAGCUUUUGUUAAACCAGGGCUUGGAAUUAAAGGAAUCUCAAAAAGCUGGUGGUGGAAGACUGCAGGAAACACUUGAGUCCAAAUCAUCUGGGAUGGAUGUAGUUUCACCGUGCACAGAGGGAAUGACACGAUCUGCCACCCUGGAUUAACACUGACUGCUAGUUCACCCAUUGCUUGGGUUUGUGACCCACGGAUGAAUGUGGCAAACUCUUUUUGGCAGGAUGUUGACACCAUGAAGGAUCGGGGAUAUUAAGUAUAUUAUUAUCAGGAAUAUUUCUGCCUACAUGCUCACAGCUUGCAGUGCAGAAUGGCAUCGACCGAGAGACUGUAUGAGAUUUGGAUGCUGUACUGCAAUAAGAUGUAGCAGGACCCCUGUCUUCCAAACAGUUCCACUUUUGACUCCUCAGUCCACAGAACAUUGUCCCAAAAGGUUUGAGGAUCAUCAAGGUGUGUUUUGACAAAAUUCAGACGAGCCUUAAUGUUCUUCUGGGUUAGCAGUGAUUUUUGCCUCACCACUCUUCCAUGGAUGCCAAAUUUGUCAAGUGUUUUUCUGAUAGUGGAGUCAUGAACAGUGACCUUUUUUGAUGCGAGAGAGGCCGGCAGUUCCUUGGAUGUUUGUAACUACCUGGAUGAGUCGUCGCUGUGCUCUUGGAGGAAUUUUGGAAGGUCGGCGACUUCUGUGAAGAUUCACUACUGUGCCAAGUUUUCUCCAUUUGGAGAUAAUGGCUCUAACUGUGAUUGUUUGGAGUCCUGGAGCUUUUGAAAUAGCUUUGUAACCCUUCCCAGACUGAUGUAUUUCAGUCACCUUUUUUCUCAUCAUUUCUGGAAUUUAUUUUGAUCUUGGCAUAGUGUGCUACUGGAAGGACCCAGACUACCUGAAACUCUGGCUGGAGAUCUUCAUCGGUUCCUACGAGAGAUGUCUUGAUGUGGAUUUCGAGAAACCACCCACCAGGUUGGAGGAGACGCCACCCGUCAUGUCGCUGCUACCAGACAACAUCCUGCAGGUCCUGCGUCUGCAGCUGCUUCAGUGUGUGCAGAAAGCAUCUGAAGGACUGGAGCCAGAGCAGCAGACGCUAGCUCUACUGCUGCUCAAGUUCCUCAUCGUCAUCUGCAGGAACUUGUCAAACGUGGAAGAGAUCGGCACCUGUUCCUAUAUCAACCACAUCAUCACCAUGACAACACUGUACAUCCAACAGCUGAAAAGUAAGACGAAAGAGAAGGAACUGGCUGAUCAGACACAAGCCGAGGAGUUUGUCCGUCUUGCUUUGGCCUUCUGUGAGAGUCUUUAUGAUCCUUAUCACAACUGGAGGCAUCGCAUUCAUGGGCAGCAGCUCAGUACUGUGGAGCGAAGCAGACAGAAAUUUAAAGCAGCACCACUCACUGUAGAGUUUGUGCCAUUCUUCUACCAGUGUUUUCAGGAGAGUGAGCACCUGAAGGACAGUCUUAAAUGUUGCCUUUUGCACCUAUUUGGAGCUAUCAUCGCUGGUGGACAGCGUAAUGCUCUGUUGGCCAUCUCCCCGGCGACGAUGGAGGUGCUGCUGGGAGUGUUAGGUGGAGGUGAGUGUUUGACCGGAAGUGGAGAUGGAGAGGACUGGGACAGUGAAGCUCCGGACAGGAAGGCUCUAUUGACGCUGGGCUGUUUGAGAGAGGUGGUGCACAGACUGCUGGCCAGCAGCUCCGACCAAAGACAGGUGGAGAUCAGCUCCGUGCUGGAGAGCUACUUCAAACUGCUGAACUCCGACCCCGCUGCCACCGCACAGGUCAAAGGGCGCCCGUCCCCGCCCCAUUCGAGGCAUUGGGAAAGCCGGUUUGUGUCUCUACAGGUGAACAUGCUUGAAACCAUCCAGGAUAUGUUCGAGUGUACAGACCGACCCGUUUUGCAGGCCAUUUUCCUCAACAGCAACUGCUUUGAACACCUCACACGCCUUCUGCAGAAUAGUAAGGUUUUCCAAGGGAGGCUUGACUCUCUUGCCGUGGCAACCAUCAAAACUCUCACCACAGUGAUGCAUAAGUCUCCUGCUGCAAAGGAAGUGUUUAAAGAGCGGAUUGGCUACACUCACCUGUUUGAGGUGCUGGUUUCACUGGGUCAACCGUCAAGACACCUGCUGAAGGAACUCAUGAAUAUGGCCAUUGAAGGCGAACAUUCCUCCGUUGGUCUCCUGGGCAUCAGUAAUGUGGAUCCUCUCCUGCUGUUGAUCCAGUGGCUCCCAGAGCUGGACUCUGCCGAGCUGCAGAUCUACGCUGCCGAUUGGCUCCGUCGCAUCUGCAGUCUGAACCGGCGGACAAGAGCAACCUGCGUCAACUCCUGCAUGACCCUGAGAGUUCUGUCGACUCUGGAGAGGCACGACCGGCUGCACCGGACCUGUGCCGAGAGUCUGGUGGGUUUGUUGGGUUCAUUGGGCAGCCAGUCCUUGAGUUCAGCCGAACUCCAGCAUCUACUGAGACUCCUGCGGCAAGAUGAGCAGGGUCACGCUCACCCGUAUGUGGGCCCGGUAUUGCGUUCGCUCCUUGGUAUGGUGCGCAAACAGGGCCUAGAGAGUGCCACACAGUAUUUUGAUCUGUCUCCGCCCAUGGCAGGCAUUGCCGUGCCGACCAUUCUUCGUUGGCCAGGCUCCGCCUUCAGCUUCUUUGCUUGGCUGUCACUGGACCAAGAUCAGCUGGGCCUGCCCAGUAAAGGAGAGAAGAGGAAACAGUUGUAUAGUUUUUUCACCCCGGGUGGCACCGGGUUUGAGGCUUUCAUCAGUUCAGCUGGACUGCUUGUGGUUGCUGUGUGCACCAAGAAAGAAUACGUCACCGUCAUGCUGCCUGACUACUGCUUCUGUGAUUCGCUGUGGCACAGCAUUGGUGUUGUUCACGUGCCAGGAAAGAGACCAUUUGGCCAGAGUCUGGUCUAUAUUUAUGUGGAUGGACAGCAGAAAUUAUCAGCACCUCUAAAAUAUCCAACCAUGACUGAGGCCUUCACAUCAUGCUGCAUCGGAUCAGCGGGUCACCGCACCACAACCCCUCCCCCCUCUCAAAUCCCAGACCCUCCAUUCUCUGGGGGUAAUCCAUCUGGCCGCUCAUCUUUCGGUGGGAUCCUCCCGGGUUGGGGUGGGCUGCUCGGGACUAAGCCUGAGUCCGUCACCAAACUCAUUUCCGCCGGGACACAGGACAGCGAGUGGGGCAGCCCAACCUCACUGCAGGGGCAGCUAGGGAGUGUCAUGGUCUUUCAUGAGGCCCUCCAAGCCACUCAUGUGAAAUCCCUUUGCAGCGCAGGACCAAACUGUAUUUCCCCCUUUAAAAGCCAAGAGGCUGAACUCGGAGACUUGGCAAUCAAACUACUUCUACACUAUUCACCAAAGGCAUGUAGGAACCCAAUCUGUCUGGACUUGUCCCCCAAUCUGCUGCAUGGUCGCCUGACAGGAAAUAAAGUGGUCAACUGGGAUAUUAAAGAUAUGAUAAACUGUGUUGGAGGACUUCCUGUGUUGCUUCCAAUCUUAGAACAGCUGACGUUGUUAACGCCUGAGUUACAUCACAUCGACCACUCAGGGUCAGAGUACAUCACCCCUGACUCUGCCACGGCCGCUGAUGGAGACUGGGUCAUACUCCCAUCAAACAGAGCGUCAGAAGCCAGACUGGAGAAGAAUCUCGUGGCGACAUUCUUGCUGGUGAUCAAACAUUUCUUGCAGAGGCAUCUGAUAAACCAAGAAACCCUUCUGCACUCUCAUGGUGUGGCCACAUUAGGAGCUCUCCUUCAGAAGUUGCCUGCGUUUCUGGUGGACGUAAGCGUGUUGGUUGCUGUCCAGUUGUUGAUUGAGCAGGUGACGUAUGAGAAGAACUUGCAGCUCCUGCAGCAGCUGCACACUCACCUACUUUUCAACUUCGGCAUCUGGAACCAAGGAGACUUCCCCCUGCGCAUUGGUCACAUCCAGUACAUGUCCACAGUCAUCAAAGACAGCAGGAAGCAGUUCCGCAAGAAAUACGGAGUUCAGUUCCUGCUGGAUACCAUUCGCCUGUACUACGGUUCUGGAAGUAAAGAUAGGGAUUUGAGUGAAGAUGAUGUUAAGACAAUCCGAGCGUCUCUCUGUGGCCUUCUAAAGUAUUACAUCAGCAAGGGCACCACACAUGAAGAGAUACAGAGUAUUCUGGGAUACAUUGCUGCCAUUGGAGACGAGGAACAGCUGUGCGGGAUAAUGGAGCUGCUGUUGACUCUGCUGCAGACGAGCGUGGCCCGGGAUCAACUCUUCCUGCUGCUGUUUGAACCGGGAGUGGCCGACUCCUGCUACGCUCUGCUGCUCAACAACAAACACACCGACCGCCUCCGAGAGCUCGUCUUCAAGUUGUUUGAGCGAAUGCUGAAAUGUGAUCGUGUGUAUGAGAAGAGUAAGCAGAGGUUGCGUCUGAGGGAUGUGGGUUACUCUGGACUCAGUCUGCUGUUCUCAGACCUGCACCUCACCUCCACCCUCAUCAAGUGCCUUCUGCAGCAAGUGCUGUCCACAGAUACUGUUGUGAACUACAAAGACCUGAUGGCUGUAGUUCAGCUGGCACAUAAAGCCGGUCCCAGUGUACGCCUGACCAUGUGCAAGAGGCUGUAUGCGCUGUUGCAGUGUCAGCAGGAAGCAGCGAGGCAGAUCUCCAGGCAGAUGUGUUGGCAGGACACUCUGAUGCGUCUGUUUGUCCGGAGCCCUGGGAGCGACGGAGGUUCCAGUUCGGGCCGUGUCGGUGACUCAGCCAGUCUGGGGAGUUUCGAACUGAGUCGCGGCAGCGUAGGAAACCGUCUGGAGCCGCCUCUGGAGCGCAGAGCACUCAGUGACUGCGUGGGGAGACUGAAUGUAGAGCGAGACAGCGUGUCCAUAGACAGUCUUGAUAAUGGAGACCUGAUGUCCCUGUCCGACACACAGGGGGACACGCAGACAACCAAAGCGUGGGCCGGGAAAGCAGGGGUCUUGAGUUUGGACCUGUCCCAGGUGCAUAUCUUCGAUCACGGGGACAGCGGCAGUCAGACUCCUGGGAGCAUGCCCAGCACACCAUCUCCUCUGGAGAACGCCAAACCUUUCCCUGGAACUUCCUCUCUGAAUGAUGACAGCUUCCUCUUCAGUGAUAAUGUGUCACUGGGAGAGUCUUUUAACAGUGAGCGUACGGAGGAGGAACUGUCGCAUCUGCUGUUGGACAUCAUGUUGUGUGUAAUGUGGAGGGGCGUGGAGGGCUCAGAUGAUGCUGCCUGGCUGGAGAGGGGACAGGUGUUCUCCGCCCUCACUAAACUGGGCACUGCCAAUGAGCUGCUGCUGCCUGCUGACCACAUCAAACUCAGUCUAAUGGAGCGGAUGUUGGAAUGGGCGGUGACAGACAACCGAGAGGCGACGGCCGCCACGUUACCUCAGCAUACGGAGAACGCUGUGCGCCUUCUUCACAUAGUUCAAGACUUCCUGCAGGCCGAGGGUCUGGUGAAUCCAGCCCUAUGGACUGAGAAGGUUCUGGAGGAGACAGUGUCUCUGAUGGAUGGGCUGAUGGUGUGGUACACCGCAGGGACUCAGUGGCUUCAGCUGUCUCAGGUGGGGCUUCGGCUGCUGCUUGGUUUCAUGGCGCAAGAAGAUCCACAGGUGUGCGCCAUGGCAACGGCCAAGCUGAAUGGCAUCUUGCAGAUGAAGACAGUGGAUUCUCAAGAUGAGGCGUGCUAUCUUCUUGGUCGUGUGGAGGGAAUCCUCAGGCGAUCUGUGAGCGAGGAGCGGAUGGAGGAGACAUACUCGUUUUUAGUGCCUCUACUCCGGACCCUCCUGUCUAAAGUUUAUAAACUCUUGUACAUGGAGCUGCACCUCCCUUCACUUCCAGACACCAACGGAAGCCCCUCCUUCUUUGAAGACUUCCAGCUGUACUGCAGUUCGCCAGAGUGGAGGGUCUACCUCGAUAAAUAUAUCAUCCCUUAUAUGAAGCAGUAUGAGAUCGAGACGUUCAGUCAGGGGCAUGAAAACAUGGCUCUGUACUGGAAGGACUGUUACGAAGCCUUCAUGCUCAAUCUACACCGCAGAGACCGAGAGAGAGGAGAGAGCAAGAUACGCUUUCAGGAGCAGUUUGUGGAGCCAUUCAGUCGUCGUGGGCGACAGGAGAACUUGAGGUACAACAGCAUGCUGAAACAAAUCCACACUCAGAACAGCGCCAUCCUCAGGCAGUGGAGAGCAGCGCGCAGAGGACUCUUCUGUGAAAGAGGACCAUGGGUGGACAAGCAGCAGAAGGACAUACACUGGAAGCUUUCUAGCGCUGAGAACUACUCACGUAUGCGAUUGAAACUAGUGAGAAAUUACAACUUUGACCCUCAUAAAGAAGCCAGCGCCCUGAGAGACAAUCUGGGUGUGCAGCACCAGCAGGUAAACACUGAGUCGCUGUUGUUAGAGGCCGUGAAACAGGUGAAGGUCAGUGACUUUGAGGAUGACAUCCUGGAACUCCUGGAGGAGGACCCUACAUCAGCCAAUCAGGCUGAUUCUGAGGAGGCAAGUCAGAAGGAGAAGUUGGUGAUCUCAGAGGACUGUGAGCUGGUCACGGUGGUGGACGUGUAUCCUGGUCGUCUUGAGCUCACCACACAACAUAUCUACUUCUACGACAGCAGCACAGAGAAAGAGGAGGGUGUUGGUCAGGACUUCAAAUGGCCUCUAUCUCAAAUCAGAGAGAUCCACCUGCGCAGAUAUAACCUCCGUCGCUCGGCUUUGGAGAUCUUCCUCAUUGAUCAAACAAACUACUUCCUCAACUUCAAAAAGGAGGUGCGUAAUAAAGUGUACAGUCGGAUGCUGCUGCUGCGAUCUCUCUCUUUGCACGACACACGCUCACCUCAGGAGCUCCUCAUUGCCUCUGGACUCACACAGAAAUGGGUGAACCGUGAAAUCUCGAAUUUCGACUACCUGAUGCAGUUGAACACAAUUGCGGGCAGAACGUAUAAUGAUCUGGCUCAGUAUCCUGUGUUUCCCUGGAUCCUGUGUGAUUAUACGUCAGAAGAGCUGGAUCUGUCCGAUCCGCGAGUGUUCAGAGAUCUCUCCAAACCAGUGGCUGUACUAAAUGAGAGGAACGCCAAAGCUGUCCGAGAAAAAUAUGAGAGUUUUGAAGACCCCACCGGAACCAUCGACCGUUUCCACUAUGGCACUCACUACUCAAAUGCUGCUGGAGUCAUGCAUUACCUCAUCAGAGUCGAACCCUUCACAUCCCUACACAUCCAACUACAGAGCGGAAGGUUUGACUGUGCUGACCGUCAGUUUCACUCCAUUCCGGCUACCUGGCAGACCCUCAUGGACAACCCCAAUGACGUCAAAGAGCUCAUCCCAGAAUUCUUCUACUUCCCAGAGUUCCUGGAAAACCAGAACGGAUUUGACCUGGGUCGUCUGCAGCUCUCUAAAGAGAGGGUAAAUGAUGUCAUCCUGCCAAAAUGGGCCAAAUCCCCUGAGGAUUUCAUCUACAAGCACCGCAAAGCCCUGGAGUCAGAGUAUGUGUCUGCCCAUCUGCAUGAAUGGAUUGAUCUGAUCUUCGGUUAUAAACAGAGGGGUCCAGCGGCAGUGGAGGCCCUUAAUGUCUUCUAUUACUGCACAUAUGAAGGGGCUGUUGAUCUGGAUGCUAUCACAGAUGAGAAGGAAAGGAAAGCUCUAGAAGGAAUGAUCAGUAACUUUGGACAAACGCCCUGCCAGUUACUGAAGGAGGCUCAUCCCAUGCGUCUCUCUCUGGAGGAGCUGGAGAAGAGGAGAUCUCGUCUGGACUCAUGUCCUCUCAACAUCUUUGAGCACCUCACUGAACUCAAAUUAUUCUUUGUUGAGGGCAUCAGUGACAAUGUUCCUCUGGUUAAAGCCAUCGUCCCCAAGAACCAAUCGCAUUCCUUUAUCUCACAAGGAAGUCCAGAUACUCUGGUUACGCUGAGCCAAAACUGCCUGAUGGGAACUCAUGGCUGGCUGCCGUACGACAAGACCAUAUCCAACUAUUUCACCUUCAUCAAAGACCCCACUGUAGCCAGUCAAAAGACUCAGAGGUUUCUGGCAGGGCCGUUCUCUCCAGGUGUUGAAGUCACAGCUCAGCUAUUUGUCGUGUCACAUGACGGGAAGUUGCUUUUUAGCGGAGGUCACUGGGACAACAGCCUGAGAGUAACAUCAAUGGUCAAGGGCAAAACUGUGGGGCAGCACAUCCGCCACAUGGACAUCGUAACAUGCCUGGCCACAGAUCACUUCGGGAUUCACCUGAUCUCUGGCUCUAGAGACACCACCUGUAUGGUGUGGCAGGUGCUACAACAGGGCGGUGCUCCGGUGGGUCUGUCCUCUAAACCAGUGCAGGUGUUGUAUGGACACACAGAUGAGGUUGUGAGUGUGUCAAUAAGUACAGAACUGGACAUGGCAGUUUCUGGAUCUCGGGAUGGAACAGUGAUCAUCCACACUGUUAGGAGGGGUCAGUACAUGCGCUCACUUCGGCCACCUUGUGAAAGCUCUCUACCCGUCUCCAUCACGCACCUCGCUGUAUCCUGGGAGGGACAUCUAGUGGUGCACACCUGCAUAGAGGGCAAAGCCACACUAAAGGAUAAGAACGCUCUGCACCUGUACUCUGUGAAUGGGAAACACCUGUGCAGUGCUGCACUGAAGGAGCAGGUAACAGACAUGUGUGUUUCCGGAGAGUAUGUCGUCAUCGGCAGUGAGCAAGGUUUCCUCUCGGUCAGAGAUCUGUACAGCCUGACACUGUGCGUGUCGCCGAUGGCAAUGCGAGUGGCUAUCCGCUGUGUGUCCGUGACUAAGGAACAAUCUCACAUGCUGGUGGGACUCGAUGAUGGCAAGCUAAUCGUGGUGGGCGUCGGCAAACCAGCGGAGAUGCGUUCUGGCCAGAUUACGAGGAAACUCUGGGGCUCCAGUAAGCGUCUCACCCAGAUCUCGUCUGGAGAAACAGAGUAUCACACCCAAGACCAGCCCUAACCCCGCCCCCUAAAUCACAGCCCUCCUGUUUGAUUGUUCCACUGCCCUGUCCAUCACCACUCUUGUCUCCCAAAAUCAUUGUUUCAAUUUGGAGAAUGGCUCUUCUUUUGCUGAAACAAUAUGAAGGAAUUUUUGGAGUACAAAUAGCACCUGUAUGCAAAUCUUUGUGCGUGUGUGUUGUUUGUUGUAUGUAUUGAAAAUUGACCUGUAGUUGGACUGGUGCAGGCACCAUCUAACUAUACGUGUCAGAAUCCUGUGAUGUUGACCGUGCCCCAACCCCACCCUCUCUGUCUCUUCUGCCACGCCCCUUAUGCCCUGCCCCUUUAGACUGUUAUCAUGCCACCUGCAUCACACAGUCAUCUUUAUCACAACAACUUGUUUUGGACACCAUGUCUGUGUUUUCAUAUGCUUUGUGUUUUAUGUGUUUUCAAUGUAUGUUUCCAUUCAUUCCUUUGCUUUCAGUGGCCUUGUCAUAUUUUAUGACUUUCAUAGCUUAUCUUACAUAAUGCUGAUGAUUGUUUUUUAAAUGUUGCAUAACUAGAGACACACACGCUUUAUUUAUUUGGACAUUUGUGCUAGGCACAGACAACAUGUAAACGACAAUUUACACCAUUUUAAUUCUCACAAUACAAACACAGGCACUUUCUCUUAAACUGUUCCAAUAGAUUAAUGCAUUCAGUGCUUUAUUUCAUAACAAAUCUGCCAUUUGUGGGUUUUAAACGCUUGCUUUUUUUGUGUCGAUGUUGAAUGUGUGUUCAUUUUUUACUUGAAUUUUGGUGUAGUUAUUAUUUAAAUGAAGAAUGAAAGAUCAGUUUUUUUUAUGUUGUGGAUGUACAUGUAGCCACAGUUUUAUAAACUGUUCUACUGUUCGAUUUGUGGGUGAAUCUCACAAAACCUGUCUUGGUCAUAUAUCACUCCCAAAAUCUGUGAGAAAAUAUAUUUUACAUAAAGAAAAUAAAGUAUAUUUUUAGGAUUUUUAAGAUUUGUUGCAUUGUGAAAUUAUUUUAAUGAGAAUUAAGCACUAUUCACAUUAUUUUUGUCAUUUGUCAUUAUUGUUCUGCAAAAAAAAAAAAAAAAAAAGGUCAAGUAUUUUAUUCUUUUUUUAAUUUAAAUAAUUAAAAAAAAUCAUUGUACUGCAGUAUUUACUGUAUUACAGGAAAAAAAACUAAAGUAAAAAAUACUGUAAUACAAUGUUUUUUUUAUUUAAAUUAAUAUAAAAGCAGUAAAAGAAUGCUGUUUUACAAUAAUGAUAAUCACCUUUAAAAAUAAUGAGAACUACAAGCAAAACUUUAAUAUAAAACGUGAUAAUUUUUCAAUUGAUUUUGGGCUGAUUUUGGUGCCUUGAUCCCGCCACCGAAGAAAUCGUUUAAAUUUUGACUUUAUUUUGUGCAAUUGCAACUUUAAAUCUUGCAAUUUUUACCUUAUAUAUAUAUAUAUAUAUAGCAAUUUUUACUUUAUUUCUGGCACUUUCAAUUUUGUAUCUCACAAGUUCAGCUUUAUUUCUCGCAAUUGUGAAAAACUGGAAAUUGCGAGAUACAAAGUCGAAAUUGCGAGAAGUAAAAAUUGCGAUUUAUAUAAGGUCCAAAUUGCAAGAUUUGAGGUUGCAAUUGCAAGAUGUAAAGUUGCAAUUGCGUGAUUAAAACUUUAGUUUGUUAAUUGCAAGUUUAUACCGCACAGUUGCGACUUUAUAUCUCGCAAUUCUGAGAAAUAAAGUUGACAUUGCGAGAAAUAUAGUUGCAAAUGUGUAAUAUAAACAUUAGUUUGUGAGGUAAUAGCAAGUUUAUAUCACACAAUUGCAGCUUUGUCUCGCAAUUGCAAAAACAAACAACAACAACAAAAAAAAGUCCGAAUUGUUUAGAAAAAGUCAGAAAAAUGUAUUUUUUUAAUUCCUUGGCAGGAUCUGGCUUCCAUAGAAAUGUGACCUGGCUAUUUAUUUUGUGAGAGUCACCCUCAUAGAUGUAUGUUGUUGAAACAUCUACGGUAACUUUUUAUUUUAUUUUAUAAAACGACAGAGGGGGAGAUGUUUUGAAGGGCUCAGUGUGAAAUACAGUAAGCAAUACAGUUUGUCCUUCAGAUUUCGGUUAUUGAAUCAUUCCACUGUAAUGCACUGGCUUAUCGAUACUCCGCAGUCUUCCUAGUUUCCAAACAGAGCACUACAUAGGGGAGGGGGUUACUUGCGUACUAUGGGAUCAGCUAGAACCAAUGUUUUAUCAUUUGUUAGUCAGGUGACAUGCUGUUUCCUGUGUCCCUUCCUCUUUGAUAUUUUAAGCCAUGCAGUCUUCGUUUACUAUGCAGGUAAACUUCCAGGCCUUCUAGAGAAUUCACACUUACUGACUGAUGCUUGAAUUCUUGCUCCUCCAUAUGCAGUUUUUUUUUCUUCACAGUAGACUAAAAAAAAGUGUGUGUGUGAAAGUAUUUAAAUGUUUGUCUGUAUCUCGAUUUUGUUUGCGAGGUUGUGUUUAAAGGACUAGUUCACCGUAAAUGGAAAUGGAAGUUUUGUGGGUAAAUUAUGAUUUUUUUUUUUUUUUUUUUGUGAGCUGUUUGUUCAAGUCUCUUACACUAAUUUCAUUCCUUUACUAAAGGACUGAGCAUUGUUUUGUUUUGUUUUUACAAAUGUCAGUGAUGUAGUUCAAUGAUAUGAAGUUUGUUAUUAAUGAAAAUUCUAAUACCAAAUUCCACAUAUCUUGAUCAGGAUGGAUGUUCAUUUUAUUAGGUGUGUAUUUUAUGUUCUUUCAUAAAUGUGCUUUAGUAUGCAAUGGUGCUGACCUCCGAAGUUUAGAAUUGAAGUCCGAAUUGGGAUGGGGUGUGUUCUGGAGUUAUAAUUGUUUUAUUUUGUCACAAAGUGCUCCCUACAUCCCUGAUUGCUAUGGAAAUAAUACCAAGAGACCUAAAUCAAUGCUUAAUGUUUUUGUUUAUUCUAUUUUUGAAUUCCCAGAACCUCUUUUUGGAUGCUUUUUUAACUGGAUAUCCCAAACAUGGCUGUUUCUUUUCAGAUCUGGAUGUAUGUGGUUCUUCCUCUAAUUAAACGAAUGGAGUGCCUUUUUAGUCUCUGCCGUCGUGCAAAUUAGACUCCAUGGUUCAAACUAUAUAGCAUGACCUUUCAUGACCCCUCGUGGACAGCCAUGGUUUCCACGGGAACCAGACAAACUUUAGCAGUGACCUGUGACAUACUGAGCUGCUUUACAUUAGUCACUAAUGGAUGUGUGUGUAAAUCUGUGAUUAUUUAUGAAUCCAGUAUGAAAUGUACAGCAUGAAUUUUAUUUCUGUGUCCAUGAAUUGCAUUUUUUUGCUCUUUCCAGGUAGCCUACAACAAAUUGUAAGAGAUUGUUUUAAAUGUCUUCUUGAUCUGUACAGAGAAACUGCUUUGUAUACGUGAAGAUUUAUCAUUAAAUGUUGAAAAGUCCCAGUUGUUUGGAAGUUGUUUGUUUUCCAUAAAUGGGUUCAUGCAAAUGCCCUGGACUAACCUUAUAGAAAUUUACCAUAGUUCUUACAUGGUAACCAUAGUUGUAUGGUGGUAGUAAUUCCUAAAGUCCUGCAUAUAAAAGCAUGGAUGUUGCCUCAUUACCAUGGACAAUUUAACUAUGGAAACUGUCCUUUUUAUGGUUAAAAUAAAAUAAACAGGGCCAAACAAGUUCAGUGAGUCACAGAAAAUACAUAAAGUUACCAAACUUCUUAAUUUAUAAAUAAAAUGAAAUAACACUAUUUAUGUGUAGCCUUAAAUCAUGUAAUUGUGCAUAUGUCAGUGCAUCAUUACAAUAUUAAUUUUUUAACAUUUAUUUAUUUCACAGUGCAUUUUCAUAUUAUCAUUAUCAUUUUUAUUCAUAAAGUACAAACAAACUAUUAUAGAAUGAAGCACCAUGACUAAUACACAAAUCUAAAGUUAUUAUUUCUUUGUUUCUUUCUUUUUACCUCAAUAAAAACAAGAAUACCUAUAUACAUCAACUAUCUAUAGAAAUAUCUAUUUCUUUAAUGUUACGGGUCAAUUUGACCCACUUACAUUUUUGAGUUACUGGUUAACCUAUGUUUUUGUAACUUUUCCUCAUUUAAGGUCAUGAGCAUGCAUGCAAAGUGUAAACACACAGAUGUGUUGUGGAAAGUCUGUAUAUAAUUUGUAUACUACGAUGAUUAAUGCAAACUGAAGCUUUAUUCAGAAACUUUGAUAAAUAAAUGAGCCUGUAUUUUGUGUUUAUAGUUAUAUUUUAAGGCUAAUUUUUGACAUGCAGUUCCCUAUUCAACCACUAGGGGUAAAAUGAA